This is a messenger RNA of Grammomys surdaster, 1171 nucleotides long. It is a transcript of the gene Atp6ap1l, whose product is annotated as ATPase H+ transporting accessory protein 1 like. The record is from RefSeq and is a predicted model, not a curated record. The transcript is spliced from 7 exons. Bases 64 to 1074 code for a protein of 336 amino acids. NCBI's taxonomy places the organism in Eukaryota, Metazoa, Chordata, Mammalia, Rodentia, Muridae. Gene Ontology annotation, cellular component: proton-transporting V-type ATPase complex.
CUCUGCUCUGCUUGCUCUACGAAUUGACAGAUGUGCUUGGCUUGAAGAAGCAUACAUUUCUUGAUGGGAAGAAAACUCUUGUUUAGUUUCUCACUUUUGUUCUUAUGUAUGGUGUUUUCAGUCAGUUUGGAUCAGAUACUUGCCAGGAAGAAUGUAGGUUCUCAGGCGUCUUCCAGUAAAGAAGUGAUUGUACGGAACGGUCAAAGGAACAGUGGAGAGGUGAAACCAGCCCAGAAUGUCACAACGAUACCCAGCUCACAGAUUUUCAACUAUAGUCUGAGCAAAAACCACUGGAGUACAUUCAGCCAUCACAACCCUGUUACGUUCUCCAGGGAUGGGAUUCCCUGCAUCCUCUUCUGGACUAAAAGAAUCACAGUUAAAUUUAAGAAUCAGACGUGGCUAGACCUCACGGAUGAAGCACUUGGUCAAAAUACCACCGUGGACACUGGCAACUCUAACUGCAGUGAGGAAAGUGCCACGUUGUCUUUAAAGUUUGGUGAUGCUGAAGAUCCCAAGGGUAUUGACAUAAGGUUCACCCUAACCAAGUACAACAAGCUGUCCAGCCAGAGUUGGUUUAGUUUACACCGCGUCGAGAUAAUCUUCAACAAUUCGGUGCAAGCAACUUUUAAUGCAACCGGUAUAUAUGCUCUGUCAGCUUACUCGUACCGUUGCCAACGCGUCAGCAGCCUGCGGCGGAGUGAUGCCCUACUGUUGCUUAGCAGCUCAGAUGAUGUGACAAGCCUAUGGGAAGUCACGUUUAUUGAUUUCCAGAUCCAAGGCUUCACCAUUAAGGGGGCACAGUUUGCUCAGGCCCGAGACUGCAGCUCUUCCUUCUCACCUGCUGUUCUGAUUGGCCUGGCCAUGUCUCUGAUUCUGUUGCUGGUGUUGGCCUAUGCUCUGCACAUGCUCAUCUACCUGCGCUAUCUGGAUCGUCACUACGAGUUCAUUACCUCUCCUGCCCACUUCCCAUCUCUGAGAACUCUAGAUACAGGGGAGGAGAAGGAACUUCUGGGGAGCCAGGGAGCUGAAUGCUACGAGCUACGAAACCAACAGAUCUGCAAAAUCUAUAUUUAACAGCACUAGUCUCUGUCUCCUCACCAAGGCCAAACCUUCUCUGAAAGACAUUGUUCUCUUUUGUGAUGUCUGACUUGUGAAUUGUUUGAUUAAAAAA